CGCGCCAUGUGUUUGCUCUCUGAUAUUUGCCUUUUGAUUUUCUCGAGAAGAAAAUGGUGACUGUGUCGGAAACUGACUAGUCGGUGAUUGCCGGAGAGAUAGCUAUGGCCGAAGAAAACGCGGCGGGGAAUGCAAUUUGUUCAAUCUGCUACGAAGAUCUUAAACCGGUGGUUGAGAAUCUGCAAUCAAUCUCCGCUUGUGGCCAUGUCUUUCACGAACUUUGUUUGCAGCAAUGGUUUGAGUAUUGCCCGAGUACGAACAAGCGAAAUUGUCCGAUUUGUAAGCAGAAGUGCUCUCUAAAGGAUCCUUGUCGACUUUACUUUCAGUCUUCUGGGAAUCAAACCGAUUCGAUUGCCUCGGAUAAGGUUGUUGGAAUCGAAGAAGAUCCGGUUUUGUUGAGAGGAGAAGUGAAGCGGCUUGAAGGGAAGGUACAGAAUCUUACUUCGGCUCUGGAGGCGAAGAAAAAGGAGAAUGUUGAAGUCUCUGAUAAGUUGCAUCAAUGCAAUGAGCAAUUGAAGGAGGAUAAAGUGAAAAGGUGGGAGGCUCUUCAAGAAAUAUCAACGACUCAGCAUUUGCUUAAGUUAAAAUCUGAGGAAUGUAUCCAGCUUAACUCACAGUGUGUUAAGCUACAGGAGAGAACUGUGGCUCUUGCCAAGGAGCUCGCAUCGCUUAAAUUGGUUUCUGAUUUAAGCUUGGAGGAAGAUGAUGUACUGAAGUUGGCCUUGUUGGGGAAUAACGCGAAGACGAAAGAUACAAUAGACACACUAGUCAAGUCCUUGGUUAUUCGGAAUAGGAGUUAUAAGGAAUUGCUAGCCAAGUGCAAUCAGCUGGGAAGAGGCGAAGCACGAUCUUCUGAGAAACUUGAAAAAGCUUUGGAAAAGAUAGAAAAACUAAAGAAACGAAUGAGGGAACUUGAGUUGAUAACUGAAGAGAGAGAGAACAGAGCUCUACGGGACAUAAACGUUUCAAAGAAAUGCAGUUACACAGAAGUUUCCGAGCCUGCAAUCGAGAGCAUGUCUUCUUUCAGAAUGCUUUCAUCAGACAACAAAGUGGAGAAAAUCUCCACACCACCUGGUAAAUUAGAAGAAAAGGAUGGCUUUACCAUUCAAGGAUCAUGCUUAAGGGGAAGAGAAGACUCCUUCGUUAGCAGAACAGACUCGGUUAUAGAUGUAGAUGAUGAUUAUGUUCCUGAAACCAACACUUCUGGCAUUAGAGAUUGGAAUACUAAUAUUGAAGAGAAAGGUGAUAAUUCCAUGGUGAAGGAUAUAAAGUUCAACAUCAGAAAAGACCCGACAUCAUCAGUGUCACCUUACAGCAAUGGUAGUGGAAACAUUUGGCAGUCAAGUGGAACAAAUAGAAACCUUGGUAGAUGGAGCAAACAUGGAGAGAGAAACGAAGCAACUCCAUCACUAGGAGGUUCUGUUCCAAGAAAAGAUGAUCUCAUCUCUAUUGGACCUGAUGGUAAAGGUGGUAGAAUCAAAGUGCUGAGAUCUAAACCCCAAAUUUCUAAAACCAAUGCAAGCUCAGGAAGUGGUAAGAGAUUCAAGCUUGGAACUAAAACAAGUGGCUCGUCCUCUCAAGGUUGUCUUCAGAUAGAACACUAUUUCGGAAAAACUAAUCGCUAAAUUUUCGACAAUGUAACUUUUUGUUGGGGCUAGUAAACACUUGUAGUUAAAGAAUGAAGAUUAAUACUACUAUUUAAAUAGUGGAUUAGUGAU
Molecule: messenger RNA, 1718 nt
Organism: Arabidopsis thaliana (thale cress)
Lineage: Eukaryota; Viridiplantae; Streptophyta; Magnoliopsida; Brassicales; Brassicaceae
Product: RING/U-box superfamily protein
Exons: 9
Coding region: 105-1625 (506 amino acids)
Source: RefSeq, marked reviewed